Triplophysa rosa is the source of this 5296-nucleotide messenger RNA. RefSeq names its product NACHT, LRR and PYD domains-containing protein 12-like. NCBI's taxonomy places the organism in Eukaryota, Metazoa, Chordata, Actinopteri, Cypriniformes, Nemacheilidae. The record is from RefSeq and is a predicted model, not a curated record. The coding region runs from base 410 to 4258 and encodes 1282 amino acids. Gene Ontology annotation, molecular function: protein binding. The transcript has 18 exons.
AACACGAGGCUCUGCCAUAUGACCAAGAAAGACACGACAACAAGAGGCAGAAGCAUGACACACCCUGCAACCAGUUGUUUUGAUCUUUCUGUAAUGACAGGUGAUUUAGGAAUGUUGCUUGGCAUCGCUCAGGCUCCUCCUCUGCCAAAUGGUAAAAGUGAAACUAUCUAGUUCUCAAAAUGUGCAAUAAUAUCGUAAGUGUAACAGUUUGUGUUUUGAGGAACCUGUUAAUUUUCUGAAAUGUAAACCAAACAAACAACAAGAAACAAAAGUAUAGUUCAAAGUCAUUUUGUAAAAUGUAGGCUACCGUGUUUUGCUUUUUAUUUGUCUAACUACAGUAAUAUGCAAAAAAGACAACAACAACUACAGAGUUCCUUUGCAGGUUUAAAUUCAACUUUUAAAUGAUACCAUGGCCACAGGAAAGAGCGUUUAUGAAGAAAGUGAAACAAAGACAGCAAAAACCGUGAUUCAUGGAGAAUCGCCUGAACCCAGCUGUGUGUCCAUGAAGAGUGACUGGUCAAUGAAGAAACCACUUUCAUUUAGUGAGACAGACUCUUCUUCUGAUGUGAGUGCGUCUCAGAGAGAAUCUCCGGAACCCAGCGGUGUGUCCAUAAAGAGUGACUGGUCAAUGAAAAAACCACCUUCAUUCGGUGAGACAGACCCCAUUAGUGAUGUGAGUGUGCUUUUUGGAAAAUCUCCUGAAGCCAGCUGUGUGUCCAUGAAGAGUGACUGGUCAAUGAAAAAACCACCUUCAUUCAGUGAGACAGACCCCAUUAGUGAUGUGAGUGUGCUUUUUGGAAAAUCUCCUGAAGCCAGCUGUGUAUCUAUGAAAACUGACUGGUCAAUGAAAAAAACACCUUCAUUCAGUGAGACUGACCCUUCUGCUGACGUGAGUGUGUUUCAUGGAGAAUCUCCUGAACCUGGCUGUGCAUCCAUGAAGAGUGUCUGGUCAAUGACAAAACUACCUUCAUUCAGUGAGACAGACCCUUCUGCUGAUGUGAGAAAUAAGGAAGAUGAAUUAAUGAGGUGUGAGUUAAGCUACGCCAAAAAGAAGCAGCUGGACUCCAUUUUUACCGAACUUGAGAACAAAAUCAUCUUUCUGAUUAAGAAAGAGUUAAAGAGUUUCAAGAACUUAUUGAGGCCAGAUGACCCAGCACACUCUGAGAGCAAAGAGAAGGAUGACGGUCAGAAAAGAGUCAGAGAUGGCGUUUUGAAGAUCACACUGCAUGUCCUGAGAAAGAUGAAACAGACAGACCUCGCUAACAUGCUACAGACCAAACUGGCCCCUUUGUGUAUGAAAAAACACAAAUCCAGAAUAAAGGAGAAAUUUCAGAUAAUUAAUGAAGGUAUCUUAAAUCCAGGAAGUGCAACACUUCUGCAUGGAAUCUACACAGAGCUUUACAUCACAAAGGGAGGGACUGGAGAGGUCAAUACUGAGCAUGAGGUGAGACAGAUGGAGACAUCUACCAGAAGUGCAGAAAUACAGGAAACAUCAAUCAAAUGCAAAGACAUGUUCAAGGGGCGAAACAAACCCAUCCGAACUGUGUUGACUACAGGAGUUUCUGGAAUUGGCAAAACAGUCUCAGUGCAGAAGUUCAUUUUGGACUGGGCCGAAGGAAAGGAAAAUCAAGAUCUUCACUUCAUAUUUCCACUUCCUUUCAGAGAACUGAAUUUGAUAAAGGACAAAAAUCUCAGUUUGUUAGAGCUGCUUCGUCAUUUUUUCACAGACAUAAAAAAGAUGAGAUUAACAGACCUUGAUGACUUCAAAGUCCUGUUCAUCUUUGAUGGUCUGGAUGAGUGUCGAUUUCCUCUGGAUUUCCCGAACAAUCAGAAUUUGUCUGAUGUCACAGAAUCAGCCGCAUUGGACGUCCUGUUAACAAACCUCAUCAAGGGGAAUCUGCUUCCUUCUGCUCUGAUCUGGAUCACCUCUCGACCAGCAGCAGCCGAUCAGAUUCCUCCUGAGUUUGUUGACCAGGUCACUGAUGUACGAGGGUUCAAUGACCCUCAGAAGGAUGAAUAUUUCAGGAAGAGAAUAAACGAUGAGAGUCUGGCCAGUACAAUCAUAACACACAUCAAAUCAUCCAGAAGUCUGUACAUCAUGUGUCACAUCCCAGUCUUCUGUUGGGUUUCAGCCACUGUUCUCGAGAGAAUGUUGGGUGGAACAGAGAGUGCAGAGAUCCCCAAGACUCUCACUCAAAUGUUCACACAAUUCCUGAUCUUUCAGAUAAGACUGAAAUUCCAAAAGUAUGAUGGGAAAAGUGAGGUGGAUCCUCAGCAGGCCAGACAAAGUAUUCUGUCACUGGGAAAACUGGCUUUUGAACAACUGGAAAAAGGGAACAUGAUCUUCUACGAGGAGGAUGUGAGAGAGUGUGGCAUAGAUGUCAGAGAAGCAUCCGUGUAUUCAGGAGUUUGUACCCAAAUCUUCAAAGAGGGGUCUGGAAUAUACCUGGGGAAGGUGUUCAGCUUUGUACAUCUGACUAUCCAAGAGUUUAUUGCUGCUCUGUAUGUGUUUCUUCUUUUUGUGCACAGAGCCACAAAUCUCAACAGUUUCUACCAGUCAACAUUAAUUGAUUUUUUAAAGAGAGCAGUUGACAGGGCCAUGCAGAGUGAGAAUGGACACCUGGACCUUUUCCUCCGUUUUCUUAUGGGUCUUUCAUUGGAGUCGAAUCAGACAAUAAUAAGAGGCCUCUUCACAUUUACAGAAAGGAUCUCUCACAGCCCCCAGGAAAUAGUUGAGUACAUUAAGCAGAAGAUCAGAGAGAAUCCCUCUCCGGAGAAAUCCAUCAACCUGUUCCACUGUCUGAAUGAACUGAAUGAUCAUUCUCUAGUGCAGGAAGUACAAACCUACCUGAGCAGAGCAGGUGCCAGGCAUCUACAUGGAUUCCAACUGUCUCCUUCUCAUUGGUCAGCUCUGGUAUUUGUGUUGCUGUACUCAGAGGAAGAGUUAAAUCAGUUUACACUAAGUAAAUAUAUUCGAUCGGAAGAAUGUCUUCUGAGGCUGCUGCCUGUGAUCAAAGCAUCUACAAAAGCUAAUCUCAGUGGCUGUAAUCUCACAGAGAGAAGCUGCUCAGCACUGACCGCAGUUCUCAGCUCAAAUUCAUCAAAUCUAAAAGAACUGAACCUGAGUCACAAUAAACUGCAGGAUUCAGGAAUGAAGUUGCUCUCUGCUGGACUGGAGAAUUCAAACUGUUACCUGGAGACAUUAAUACUGACUGACUGCCGUAUUGGAGAGGAAGGAUGUGCUUUUUUAGCUUCAGCUCUGACAUCAAACCCAUCACACCUGAGAGAACUCAAUCUGAACUUCAGUACCCUAGGAAAUGUAGGGAUUAAGCUUUCUGAUGUAUUGACGGAUCCCCAAUGUAGAGUAGAGAAACUAAAACUGAACAACUGCAGUAUUCCAGAAGAAGGUUGUGCUGCUCUGGCUUCAGCUCUGAGAUCAAACCCCUCACACCUGACAGAACUGAAUCUGGGCCUUAAUAAACUAGGUGAUUCAGGAGUGAAGGGGCUUUCUGAUCUUUUGGAGAAUCCACAAUGUAAACUGCAAAAAUUGCAACUGUUUAACUGCAGUAUUCCAGAAGGAGGCUGUGCUGCUCUGGCUUCAGCUCUGAUAUCAAACCCCUCACACCUGACAGAACUGAAUCUGGGCUAUAAUAACCUCAGAGACUUGGGAAUAAAACUGCUUUCUAAACUUUUGGAGAAUCCACAAUGUAAACUGAAGAAGCUAAAACUGUAUAACUGCAGCAUAACAAAAGAACAAUGUGCUGAUCUGGCUUCUGCUCUGAGAUCAAACCCUUCACACCUGAGAGAACUGAAUCUAAAUGGCAAUAACCUUAAAGAUUCAGGAGUGAUGCUGCUCUCUGAUCUACUUAAGGAGAUACACUGCAAACUAGAGAAGCUACAACUGUAUAACUGCCAUAUUGGAGCGAAAGGUUGUGCUGCUCUGUUUUCAGCAUUGAGAGUAAACCCUUCAAACCUGGCAGAACUGGAUCUGAGCUGUAAUAAACCAGAAUGCUCAGCAUUGCAGCUGCUCUCAGAUCUACUUAAGGAUCCAAACUGUAAACUAGAGAAACUACAACUGUCUAGCUGCUGUAUUGAAGAGACGGGUUGUGCUGCUCUAGUUUCGGCUCUGAGAUCAAAGCCCACACACCUGAGAGAACUGAAUCUGAGAUGUAACAAAUUUGGAGAUUCAGGGGACAAGCUGCUCUCUGAUUUACAGAAGGAUCCACGCUGUAAACUGGAAAAACUACAUAAAGUAUAACAAAAACCUAAACAAACUGCCCCUAUUGGACAACCAGCACUGGAUGUGAUUCCUCCCCAGCGAAUGCAGCAUCAGUGUAACACUCAUCUUUAAAAUCCGUUUGAGCUCUUCUGAUGAUCUAUUACCUUCAUGACGGAUGUUUCAGCGCCUUUCGAUAUCUGGAGUGAAAGUCUUACUGAAAUGUCUAGCGAAUGUUUGAAAAUGUACUUGUAUUGCAGAUUAUCCUUGGUGGUGACAUUACUUUCUUCGCAACCACAACCUUUGUAAAGGUUUUUGGCACUUGGUAGCAUGAAGAACAAUACAGACAGACAGAUAUUUUCACUCACAACCGUCUUAUUAAUAAGUGUUUUGUGAUGUAACCUAUUUAGGGGUGUGUAGGUUUGUUAUUUUGUUGGAGGUUAAAUAUGUAAGGGUUACUGAUAUUCUCUAUGUACAGUGUGAAAUUGUACAAUAUGUUGUAUUAACAUAUUUAUUGUGUUUAUUGUUUGAUGGGGUGCACAACUGUACAAUUUUGGGAAACAAUGGUCUUCAUAAAGCCAGUUAUAAUAAUAUUGUUUCUUUUAAUCUAAAACAUUGCUAACUUUUUACACUGUUACUUUAUUUGCUUUUAUUAAUGUAGUGACAGCCAAACAAUCAACCAAUAAAUAAACAUUUAACCAGAGAUUCACGCCAAUCAGUGUAGUAAAACGGGAAAUAUAAUCUUCAGGUUCACAUUUGUUUUAAACCAUGUGUUUGUUGGGGUUCUAAUGAUAGCACGUGUGCAUCUUCCGAGAAAUCUGCAUGUCAAAACUAGAGUUUUUAUAUACUUAAACUAAAAGAUGUCUCUUUUUUUCAAAAGUGUUAAAAUUAGAACAUUAAUAAUGAUUUUCUAUAUAAUUAUUUUACUCUAUGCUUUGUUAUGUUGCUGAAGAUACGAGAAGGCAGAAGAUUACAUCAGAGCAAUAUUAGACAUAUUUAUGUUUCUCAUUAUUGUAGAGACCUUUUAUUCUCAGUACUCAUGCUGAAACUCCAAAAAAUAUAAAGGUUGUAAAAAAUACU